CAGAGGCUUCAUAAAUGUUUGCAAACACGUGGGUUUAAUGUCAUUGAUAUUGUUUCUGCUGAUGUUGGGAAUUUGUGCAAGGAUCUACUUGGAGCAAUGGGGUUGAUGAGUGCCAGUCCCUUUGAACAACAAGCGGCAAUAUAUUCUUUAACAACUUUGAUGUCUAUAACACCUAAAGACACUUAUGUAGAAUUUGAAAAGCAUCUGAGAAAUCUUCCAGACUUUUAUUUACAUGAUAGUCUUUCAGAGAAUGACAUUCAGGUUUUCCGUACUCCUGAGGGAAUGCUUUCAACUGAGCUAGGUGUUUAUGUUGCAGAAGCUGUUUCUGCUAAGAACACUAAACAAGCAAAAGGCCGUUUCCGGGUAUAUGAAGACCAAGAUGACAUGGACCAAGUCAAUUCCAAUCAUUCUACAAAGAGAGAACCAGCUAGUAGAGAAGUGGCUGGUAUGGGUAAAAAGGAUACUGGGAAGUCAACGAAAAAAAUUGAUAAAGGAAAGACAGCAAAAGAAGAGGCACGGGAUUUGUUGCUUAAGGAGGAGGCAUCUAUACGUGAGAAAGUCCUAGAAAUACAGAAGAAUUUAUCGUUGAUUCUGAUGGCCCUUGGGGAGAUGGCCAUUGCCAAUCCUGUGUUUGCACACAGUCAAUUACCUUCUCUGGUCAAGUAUGUUGAUCCUUUGCUAAGGUCACCCAUAGUUAGUGAUGCAGCCUAUGAAGCCUUAGUGAAACUCUCUAGAUGCACAGCUAUGCCUCUUUGUAAUUGGGCCCUUGACAUUGCUACUGCUUUACGUCUCAUUGUCUCCGAGGAAGUUCGCAUUCAUUUUGAUCUUAUUGCAUUGGUGGGUGAAGGGGAAGGCAAAGAGAAACCAUUAUUGGGACUCUUUGAAAGGAUAGUAAAUGGAUUAACCGCUUCUUGUAAAUCUGGGCCUCUUCCUGUGGACUCCUUUACUUUUGUCUUCCCGAUAAUGGAGCGAAUUUUAUUGUCCUCCAGGAAGACAGGACUUCAUGAUGGUGUGCUUCAGAUUCUUUACAUGCAUAUGGAUCCUCUUUUGCCUAUUCCUAGGCUUCGGAUGAUAUCAGUGCUUUAUCAUGUUCUAGGUGUUGUACCUGCUUAUCAAGCAUCUGUCGGAUCAGCACUGAAUGAACUGUGUCUUGGUCUACGACCAGAUGAAGUGGCAGCUGCUCUAUAUGGAGUGUAUGCAAAAGAUGUUCAUGUGAGAAUGGCCUGCUUAAAUGCAGUGAAAUGCAUUCCAGCUGUGUCUAGCCGAUCUCUUCCUCAAAAUGUUGAGAUUUCAACAAGCAUAUGGCUGGCUCUCCACGAUCCAGAAAAGUCAGUUGCAGAAGCAGCAGAGGAUAUAUGGGACCGCUAUGGGUAUGACUUUGGAACUGAUUAUUCUGGACUUUUCAAAGCACUUUCUCAUAUUAAUCAAAAUGUCCGCUUGGCUGCUGCGGAGGCAUUAGCUGCUGCUUUGGAUGAACAUCCAGAUUCUAUACAGGAAUCACUUUCAACAUUAUUUUCUUUGUACGUCCGUGAUGCUGGUUUAGGUGAGGACAGCAUUGAUUCUGGUUGGCUAGGCAGACAAGGCAUAGCUCUGGCUUUACAUUCUGCUGCUGAUGUUCUGAGAACAAAAGACCUUCCUGUUGUUAUGACAUUCCUAAUAUCACGAGCGCUUGCUGAUCCUAAUGCUGAUGUUCGAGGAAGAAUGCUUAAUGCUGGUAUCAUGAUUAUUGAUAAGCACGGGAAGGAUAAUGUUUCUUUGUUAUUUCCAAUUUUUGAAAACUACUUAAACAAGAAGGCAUCAGAUGAAGAAAAAUAUGAUCUGGUUCGCGAGGGUGUAGUAAUUUUUACUGGAGCCCUAGCAAAACAUUUGGAGAAGGAUGAUCCUAAAGUUCAUGCUGUUGUAGAGAAGUUGUUGGAUGUAUUAAACACUCCAUCAGAAGCUGUUCAGCGGGCAGUCUCAUCAUGCCUGUCUCCAUUAAUGCAAUCAAUGCAAGAUGAUGCACCAGCACUUGUUUCUGGGCUGUUGGAUCAGCUAAUGAAAAGCGACAAAUAUGGAGAACGUCGUGGAGGAGCAUUUGGACUUGCUGGAGUGGUUAAGGGAUUAGGACUUUCUUCCCUGAAGAAGUAUGGCAUUGUGGCUGUACUAAGAGAAGGUUUUGCAGACAGGAAUUCUGCGAAGCAUCGUGAAGGGUCUUUACUGGCUUUUGAGUGCCUUUGUGAAAUGCUUGGGAGAUUGUUUGAACCGUAUGUGAUCCAAAUGCUACCAUUGCUUUUGGUUUCUUUCUCCGAUCAAGUUGUUGCUGUCCGUGAAGCUGCUGAUAGUGCUGCUCGUGCAAUGAUGUCUCAACUGAGUGCCCAGGGGGUGAAGCUUGUCCUGCCAUCACUAUUAAAGGGUCUUGAAGACAAAGCUUGGCGCACAAAACAAAGCAGUGUACAACUACUUGGUGCUAUGGCUUACUGUGCUCCUCAACAACUAUCUCAGUGCCUUCCAAAGAUCGUGCCAAAAUUGACUGAGGUUUUAACUGAUACACAUCCCAAAGUCCAGUCAGCUGGGCAGACAGCACUUCAGCAGGUUGGGAGUGUGAUAAAGAAUCCUGAAAUAGCUUCUCUUGUCCCUACUCUUUUGAUGGGUCUUACUGACCCCAAUGACCACACAAGAUAUUCUCUUGAUAUACUCCUCCAUACAACUUUUGUAAAUUCAGUAGAUGCACCUUCUCUUGCUCUAUUGGUGCCUAUUGUACAUAGAGGUCUAAGGGAGAGAAGCGCUGAAACCAAAAGAAAGCUGCACAAAUAG
Pistacia vera is the source of this 2793-nucleotide messenger RNA. RefSeq names its product protein ILITYHIA-like. Bases 97 to 2793 code for a protein of 898 amino acids. The transcript is spliced from 23 exons. Lineage: Eukaryota; Viridiplantae; Streptophyta; Magnoliopsida; Sapindales; Anacardiaceae. Gene Ontology annotation, molecular function: protein kinase regulator activity. Gene Ontology annotation, cellular component: cytosol. Gene Ontology annotation, biological process: cellular response to amino acid starvation; regulation of translation. The record is from RefSeq and is a predicted model, not a curated record.